This is a messenger RNA of Aspergillus campestris IBT 28561, 1821 nucleotides long. RefSeq names its product WD40 repeat domain-containing protein. The transcript has a single exon. Bases 185 to 1732 code for a protein of 515 amino acids. The record is from RefSeq and is a predicted model, not a curated record. Gene Ontology annotation, molecular function: protein binding. Lineage: Eukaryota; Fungi; Ascomycota; Eurotiomycetes; Eurotiales; Aspergillaceae.
AUUUCCUGCGUUUAUAGAUUCUUAUAUUUUCUUUUUAUUCCUGCUGUUGUUGGUGAUCUAACAUUAUCAAUACUGUUGUGACUCACUUUUCCUCCUUUUCUUCCUCCUUUGUGCCUCCCUCCCACUCUCUCAUCAACAACCACAUUUUUUUCCCAGCCCUAGUAUACCUCCAAACCAACCUACAAUGUCUUCCUCGCAAGACCCCCACCACGAAGACGACGUCUUCCUCGGCGCCGACGAAGGCGAAGAAAUCGUCGGCCAAGAUGAAGACCACCCAAUGGAGUCCGACGGCGAAGACCAAGAGAUGACAUUCGAAGACCAGGAAAUCCUCCUGCAAAACGACUCCGCCGCCCACUUCGACCUGCACUCCGACUCGCUCUUCUGCAUCGCCCAGCACCCCAUCCACAACGCCAUCGUCGCGACCGGCUCCGGCGACGACAGCGCAUACAUCUUCGACUCGACCCCGCAGAACGAGCGCCCCGUCCUGCCCCAGAGCUACGAGUCGAACCCGCAGCCCAAGCAGGAGCGCAAGUCCCUGCAACCGCUCGUCAAGAUGGAUGGACACACCGACUCCGUCAACGCGAUUGCGUUCACCGAGCCCAAGGGCGAAUACGUCGUGACGGGAGGUCUGGACGGCCGGCUGCGCGUAUGGCGCGAUACCUCGCCCCAGCUGACGGGGCUUACGUGGGGCUUCGUCGCGGAGGCGCAGGAGGUGGAGGAAAUCAACUGGAUUUCCGUGUGUCCGUAUGAGAACAACGGUGAGGAGAAGAAGAACGUGGUGGCUGUGGGCGCGAACGACGGCAGCGCAUGGGUCUUCCGCAUUGACCACAAUGACUCCGCCGAGCCCAUCUCCAUCAUCCAGUCCUUCUUCCAACAUACCGGCUCCUGCACCGCUGGCGCUUGGACCCCCGAUGGAAACCUCCUGGCCACCGUCUCGGAGGAUGGCACUUUCUACGUGUACGACGUCUUCGGUGCCGCCGCCGCCGCCGGAAUCUCCUACUCGACCGGCACCAGUGCCGUCGUGGGGCUGACGCCCGAGGAUCAGCGAUUCGCCGUCGAGGGGGGGCUGUACUCCGUUGCCGUCGCUCCCAGCGGUGGAUUUGCGGCUGUCGGCGGCGCGGAGGGCCACAUCAAGGUGGUCGGUCUUCCGCGGGUUGGCGGCGCCGCGGCGGCACCGAAAGCCAAGGGCAAGGCAACCGCCUCCCAAGCGUCGACGGGCGCCUCUGCCGCAGGCACGCUCCUUGCCUCGCUGCAGGCGCAGACGGACGGCGUUGAGACGCUGAGCUUCUCCGCGCCGCCGCUGAACUUCCUUGCGGCCGGGUCGGUGGACGGGUCGAUCACGCUGUUCGAUACCGCUCAUCGCUUUGCCAUCCGUCGGCAUAUCAAGGAGGCCCAUGAAGCCGCUGUUGUCAAGGUCGAGUUCCUGCAGAACCGCUCGGCGGCGUCGUCGGUGGGCCGCCCCGGUCCCCUGGCUUCUGCGUCUGCUGGCCAGGGCCGGACGUGGCUGCUGACCUCUGUGGGUAUCGACGGCGUUGUCAGACGCUGGGAUGCCCGUGGCGGAACGACGGCUGCGGGGCAGGGCUUGCUGUCCGAGUGGAGGGGUCAUCUGGGCCUCACUGAGAACAACGAGGGGGAGCAGUCCGGUGGUAUCAUGGGCUUUGUGCAGGGCUUCGAUGGAAAGCGGGUUGUCACUGCGGGUGACGACGGGAUUUCGCUGGUGUUUGAAGAAUAAUUUUGUAUGACGCUUCUCUUGAUUGAAUUAAUUGUACAUAGACCAGUGGUCUUGGAGUUUUUACCUAAAAAAGAUAUCUCUUGUUACGC